Saprolegnia parasitica CBS 223.65 is the source of this 1354-nucleotide messenger RNA. RefSeq names its product glutaryl-CoA dehydrogenase. The transcript is spliced from 4 exons. Bases 42 to 1286 code for a protein of 414 amino acids. Gene Ontology annotation, biological process: fatty acid beta-oxidation using acyl-CoA dehydrogenase; fatty-acyl-CoA biosynthetic process. The record is from RefSeq and is a predicted model, not a curated record. Gene Ontology annotation, molecular function: glutaryl-CoA dehydrogenase activity; fatty-acyl-CoA binding; flavin adenine dinucleotide binding. Lineage: Eukaryota; Oomycota; Saprolegniomycetes; Saprolegniales; Saprolegniaceae.
AUUCACUUCCCAUUCUCGCGUCGAAGCUCCACCACCCCACCAUGCUGUCCCGCAUCUCGACGUUCGCCGCCAAGAAGCAGGCCCGCUCCUUCGCGGCCAAGGCCAGCGCCUUCAACUACCAGGACCCGCUGAACCUCGACAGCUGCCUCACGGACGAGGAGCGCCUCAUUCGCGACUCGGCCAACGCCUACUGCCAGCAGGAGCUCAUGCCCCGCAUCGUCAAGGCCAACCGCGACGGCACGUUUGACAAGAAGAUCAUGAAGGAAAUGGGCGAGCUCGGUCUCCUCGGCCCGACGAUCAAGGGCUACGACUGCGCCGGCGUCGGCUACGUGUCGUACGGCCUCAUCGCGAACGCAGUCGAGCGCGUCGACUCGGCGUACCGCUCGGCCAUGAGCGUGCAGUCGUCGCUCGUCAUGUGGCCCAUCUACAAGUUUGGUUCGGAGGAGCAGAAGAAGAAGUACCUUCCGCAGUUGGCGGCCGGUGACCUCAUUGGCUGCUUUGGCCUCACGGAGCCCAACCACGGGUCGGACCCGAGCUCGAUGGAGACGCGCGCGCGCCUCGACGGUGACCACUACAUCCUGAACGGUGCCAAGAACUGGAUCACCAACUCGCCGAUCGCGGACGUCAUGGUCAUCUGGGCCAAGGACGACCACGGUGACAUCCGCGGCUUCAUCGUCGACCGCGACACGCCCGGUAUCUCGACCCCGUACAUUGAGGGCAAGGCCACGCUCCUCGCCUCGGCCACGGGCAUGAUUUUCUUGGAGGACGUCAAGAUCCCCAAGGCCAAUAUGCUCCCGCACGUCAAGGGCCUCAAGGGUCCGUUCACGUGCCUCAACAGCGCGCGCUACGGCAUUGCCUGGGGCUCGCUCGGUGCGGCCACGUCGUGCUAUGAGAUCGCGCGCCAGUACACGCUCGACCGCAGCCAGUUUGGUGCGCCGCUCGCGGCCAACCAGCUGAUCCAGAAGAAGCUCGCGGACAUGCUCACGGAGAUCAACCUCGGCCUCUUUGCGUGCCUGCAGGUCGGCCGCCUCCAGGACGCGGGUCCGGUCUCGCCCGAGAUCAUCUCAAUCGUCAAGCGCAACUCGUGCGGCAAGUCACUCGACAUUGCCCGCACGGCGCGCGAUAUGCUCGGCGGCAACGGCGUCUCGGACGAGUACCACGUCGUCCGCCACUCGAUGAACCUCGAGGCCGUCAACACGUACGAAGGCACGCACGAUGUGCACGCGCUCAUCCUUGGCCGCGCCAUCACGGGCAUCCCGGCUUUUGUCCCGCGCAUGUCCCCUUAAACACCCUCGCUGCGAGAUAGAAUAUAACAACUGCGUCCUAAUACACUUCAUGUCGCUGUGUACCUCAG